AUGCAUUUGUCCAAUAUUAAUAUUGUAUUUGUUUAUAAUUUAAAAUUAAUUCGAAUAAUCUGGUUUGAUUUUAGUUUGUACUCAAGUAUGUCGUCUGCCGAUACAGAUUGGCAUACUAAUAUAUAUUCUAAUUUUUAUGGAACACAAACUGACUAUGGAAAAAUAUUCAGUAAACUCCGCAGACCAGCAGUUGAUUUCGUAUUCUUCUUAACUGAUGCGGAUUAUAGCUUUAAAGUUGUAAAGUGUACAGCUGAUGGGACAAUAAAAGAGGACGGAGAUCACCUGACAGAAGUCCCCAUGGUCAGGUUAUACGGAGUUACUAAGGAACAACAAAGUGUAUUAGUUUGUGUUGAUGAUUUUAACCCUUACUUCUACAUUGAGAAACCACCAGACUUGUUAGAUGAGUACUUUGAUGAUUUGAAAAGAGUAUUCAAUAAAUACCUGAGUGAGCAGAAUCAAUUCAAGAAAUCACUACGCUAUGUGUUGGAUAUACAAAAAGUGCGACUUACAUCUCUGAUGAUGUAUGAUGAGAAUGGAGAGAAGGAUUUCCUUAGAAUUGUGGUGUCUUCACCCAGGAUGGUAUCUAACCUGAGGUCAUUUAUUGAGUCUGGAGUUGACCUUUCAGUUGAAGGUGACUCGGUUUCAAUUCCAUUGUUCAGACAGACAUAUGAAGCUAAUCUGCCCUAUGUACUUCGAUUUCUGUUAGAUAACAAUGUCAUUUGCGGCUCUUGGCUGAUGAUACCACAUAAUACAUACACUCUAAAUGACCCUAAAAACUUCUCAGCCCUGCUUAGUAAUUGUAAUAUUGAAGUUAACUGCGGUCACAGCGAUAUCAUAAAUUUACCACUCCAUAACGAAUAUGAAACAAUAGGCCCAAUUAAGAUAUUAUCAUUUGAUAUCGAGUGUAUUAAACUCAACGGAACAGGAUUUCCUAAUGCUAAUAAUGAUCCUGUAAUACAAAUAAGCAGUGUGAUACACACUCACGGUAAUGACCUUAACUGUACUAAGAAUUUCGUUUUCACACUAAAGGAAUGUGAUAGUCUGGCAAACUGCACAAUCCUGUCAUUUGACAAUGAGGAACAACUGUUGUUGGCGUGGAACGACUUUGUCACCUUUGUUGAUCCCGACUUCCUCACAGGAUAUAACAUAAUUUUAUUUGAUCUUCCAUAUCUUCUGACACGCAGUAGUGUUCUUAACAUUGAAGCAAGGUUUAAGAAAUUGACUCGCAUCAGGAGUGUAAACUGUAAUUUCAAAGACUCAAUAUCAAACAAUAACAUUUUGGGACUUUACGAGAAUAAGGAAAUUAACAUCGAAGGGAGAAUUCUGUUUGAUGUCUACGAUUUAGUGCGGAGAGACUACAAACUUAAGUCAUACUCACUUAACUUUGUCUCAUUUGAAUUUCUCAAACAACAGAAGGAAGAUGUACAUUAUUCAACAAUAUUAAAGCUCUUCAACGGGAAUAAUAAUGACAGAAGAAGAAUUGCAAGUUAUUGCUUAAAGGAUUCAAUAUUACCCCUACUCCUCAUCAAUAAACUGUUGCUACUGUAUAAUUAUAUUGAAAUGUCCAGAGUCACAACCACGCCCAUCAAACUCCUAAUUACACGGGGGCAGCAGAUAAGAGUGACGAUGCAGAUAUAUAAGCAGUGUAAGAAGAUGAACUAUGUGAUACCAGUGAUAGCUGGUGGUGGGAAAAGCAGCAGUAAUGAGAAUAGCUAUGAAGGUGCCACAGUCUUAGAACCGCUGAAAGGAUACCAUAAGAACCCGAUUUCAGUGUUAGAUUUCCAGUCUUUGUAUCCCUCAAUCAUGAUUGCACACAAUAUUUGCUACUCUACACUGCUAAACUACAACACCAUCAACAACUACAAACCUGAAGAUAUUGUGACAGUGCCUGGGUACAAUGACAUUUGUUUCAUAAAUGUUAAAAAGCGCAAAGGAAUUUUGCCAAUAAUAGUUGAGAACCUGAUCAAUGAGAGGAAGAAGGCCAAGAAGAUGAUGAACGAGUGUAAGGACGAGAUGUUAAAGAAGGUCUACGACGGUAGACAGUUGGCCCUCAAGAUAACAACCAACUCAGUGUAUGGUUACACUGGAGCAACUAGUGGAGGGUUUUUACCGUGCAUUGAUGUGGCAACAGCGAUCACAUCGUUUGGAAGAAACAUGAUUGUAAACACCAAGGACCUCAUUGAGGAGCAUUUUAGCAGGAAAAACGGGUUCAAAUUUGACAGUAAGGUCAUUUACGGUGAUACUGACUCUGUGAUGAUUAACUUUGGAACUGACGACAUACAAGAAGCUAUUGAUUUGGGCAAGAGUGCUGCAGAUUUAAUAACGAGUAAAUCAGUAAGACCAAUAACGCUAUUGUUCGAGAAGGUGUAUAAGCCACUGCUUUUACUAAGUAAAAAACGUUACGCCGGAUUAUACUAUGUUAAUAGCGAAAAUUAUGAGAAAAUCGACUGCAAGGGAAUUGAGAGUGUGAGGAGAGACUUCUGUUUGCUAAUUCAGCAGAUGCUGGAGAAAAUAUUAUAUUUACUUUUGGUGAAGUUGGACCUUGAUGGUGCAAUUGAGUUUGUAAAACAGAAGGUUUCAGAACUCUUAAAAAAUGAUAUUGACGUUUCACUCCUCGUUAUUACCAAGACACUGGGGAAGGUGGAUUAUGAACAGAGAUUACCACAUGUUGAGUUGGCUAAAAAGUUGCGAAAACGCGACCCCGGCAAGGCACCCGGUGUUGGUGACCGCAUAAGUUAUAUCAUUGUCAAGGGCACCAAAGGUGAACCGUUGUUUGAUAGGGCUGAAGAGCCUUUAUAUGUAACUGAGAAUAACUUACCAAUUGAUACGAAUUAUUACUUGGACUCUCUAAAGAACGUUUUGCUGAGAAUUUUUGAAGUUGUGAUGAGUAACCCAAACUCACUUUUCAGCGGAGAACACACCCGAUCAAUAAACAUAAACAGUACCACCAAGGGCUUAAUGAACAAAUUCCUAACCAAGAUUAGACGCUGCUUGUCCUGUAACAUAGUUUUAAACAAUACGACGGAAUCUACCGAGGUGUUUUGCUCCAAUUGUAACACGGGUAGAAAGCAACAGAUUCUGCUUGAUAAACUAACUACCUGUCGUCUUAAAGAGGAUCUCUACCAUAAACUUUGGACUCAUUGUCAGAGAUGCCAAGGAAACUUACACAAUGCGGUGAUGUGUGAUAAUAGGGACUGCCCAAUUUUCUACAGGCGAGUCAAGGUUGCCAAGGACCUUUCACAACUCCAAAGCACGUUAAGCACACUUCAACUACAAUAUACAAACUAACACUGUACAUCAACAGAAUAAUAUAAUGUAAUGUUGUUUUAUUUA
Molecule: messenger RNA, 3333 nt
Organism: Theileria parva strain Muguga
Lineage: Eukaryota; Apicomplexa; Aconoidasida; Piroplasmida; Theileriidae
Gene: POLD1
Product: DNA polymerase family B family protein
Exons: 21
Coding region: 1-3288 (1095 amino acids)
Biological process (GO): DNA replication proofreading; DNA-templated DNA replication; nucleotide-excision repair, DNA gap filling
Cellular component (GO): delta DNA polymerase complex
Molecular function (GO): 3'-5'-DNA exonuclease activity; DNA binding; DNA-directed DNA polymerase activity
Source: RefSeq, a predicted model, not a curated record